Molecule: messenger RNA, 2460 nt
Organism: Hypanus sabinus (Atlantic stingray)
Lineage: Eukaryota; Metazoa; Chordata; Chondrichthyes; Myliobatiformes; Dasyatidae
Product: mitochondrial fission factor-like
Exons: 9
Coding region: 143-1030 (295 amino acids)
Biological process (GO): positive regulation of mitochondrial fission
Cellular component (GO): mitochondrial outer membrane; peroxisome
Source: RefSeq, a predicted model, not a curated record
CCUAUUUUGUGUAAAUUUGCACACACCACACCAACACCUUGACCAUGUGUGGCAGCAGCCUUUGCUGAGUUCAUUAUUCUGUCUGGUAUAGUGAGUGAUCUGGAAGACAUCCAUAUUGAGCUUUCAUUCAAUCAAUGCUGCCAUGACAGAACAAAUAGCAUCUUCGGAUUUGAUGGACUGCGGCCCUGUAUCUUGUGAUCUGAAUUUCAUGGAGGCUAUCAGUCAGAAGAUGAGAAUUCCUAACAGACUGAAAGUGACCGAGGAGCUGGGAGAUGAAGAGAAAGCAGAAGAUAGUCAGCUAUCAACAUUACACAUGCAGAUUCCUGAAAGAAUAUCAAUGGGAGAAACAGAAAUGCAGGAUAUUGGAGCAAGGCCGUAUUUGCAUAGUUGGUUCCACAAUAAUCCUGUGACUAUAGAUCCUCCACCACUUAGUGUCUCUCCUCAAUUAAUGUUUGGAACCUCCCAAGCUAUGAAUGUGGAUAGAUCCGAGAGUCCAUUCCAGAUGAUUGCCUCCCAGAAUUCCAGUAGAUCACGAACAUUAAGUGAGAAUGAGUUCUGUCUAUCAAGUCUGCCCAGAAGACAGAGGAAUUUGAAUCAUCGCUCCAAUGUUCCAAAGCCUCCCUUCCUUUCACCUGGACCUGGCCAGGCAAUAUUUUCAUUUCAUAAUGUGUGCAAUGUAUUAAGUUAUGCUGGACGCAAGUUGUUCGAGUAUUUAACGGAAUCAGUCUGUCAGAAAACGGGAAGCAGAAAUCGGUUCCAUAAUCAGCCCCUUUCUGGCAGCAUAUACUCAGAUGCGACUAAUCAAACGAGGAAUCAAAGCAUGGCCCCUGAUUACACUAUACCUGAAGGUGUGCUAGAAAAUUUCAGUGUAAUGGAAGUUGUAACCCUCCGACGACAGUUGAACAAGUUGAAUCGCCGCCUACAAUUAUUAGAACAGGAGAGUCGGGACCAUGCUCGGAAAGAAUUUGUUCUCUAUUCCAUCAUUUUUGCAGCCUGUUUUGUCAACAGUUGGCUUUGGCUGAGGAAGUGACAUUGUUCCAACUGCAGUGCUGGAGGGGACUUGUCCCGGGCCCAGCACACAAGUGCAAUUAUGAAGAAAGUAUGUGAAGAUUCAGAAACUUUGGAAAACUUUGAUAAAUUUUGAAAGAGCUGAUUGUGGACUUCAGGAAGGGUAAGACGAAGGAACACAUACCAAUCCUCAUAGAGGGAUCAGAAGUGGAGAGAGUGAGCAGUUUCAAGUUCCUCAGUGUCAAGAUCUCUGAAGAUCUAACCUGGUCCCAACAUAUCGAUGCAGUUAUAAAGAAAGCAAGACAGCGGCUAUACUUAGUUAGGAGUUUGAAGAGAUUUGGUAUGUCAACAAAUACACUCAAAAACUUAUAUACUUGCACCGUGGAGAGCAUUCUGACAGGCUGCAUCACUGUCUGGUAUGGGUGUCGGGUGGGGGGGGGGGGGGUGGCUACUGCACAGGACUGAAAGAAGCUGCAGAGGGUUGUAAAUCUAGUCAAUUUCAUCUUGGGCUCUAGCCUACAAAGUACCCAGGCCAUCUUCAGGGAGCAGUGUCUCAGAAAGGCAGCAUCCAUUAUUAAGGACCUCCAGCACCCAGGGCAUGCCCUUUUCUCAUCAGGCAGGAGCUACAGAAGCCUGAAGGCACACACUCAGCGAUUCAUGAACAGCUUUUUCCCUCUCAUCCGAUUCCUAAACGGACAUUGAAUCCUUGGACACUACCUCACUUUUUUAAUAUACAGCAUUUCUGUUUUUGCACGUUUUAAAAUCUUUUCAAUUUAUGUAUACUGUAACUGAUUUACUUUUUUAUUAUUAUUAUUUUGUAAAUUUUAUUUAUUAUUUUUUUCUCUUCUGUAUUAUGUAUUGCAUUGAACUGCUGCUGCUAAAUUAACAAAUUUUAUGGCACAUGUCAGUGAUAAUAAACCUGAUUCUGAUUCUGGAGACUGGUUGCAUCACAGCAUGGUAUGGAAAUGUUAAUGCCUUCCAAUGGAAAAUCCUACAAAAAAUAGUGGAUACAACCCAGUCCAUUACAGGUAAAGCCCUCGCCAUUAUUGAGUGUUGUGUCAGAAAGCAGCAUCCAUCAUCAGGGACCCCCAACAUCUGGGCCAUUGUCUCUUCUUGCUGCUGCUACAAGGAAGGAGGAACAGGAACCUCAGAGCUCACACCAGGUCUAGGAACAGUUAUCCCUUAACCAUCAGGCUCUUGAACCGGUGGGGAUAACUUCACUUGGCCCAUCACUGAAUUGUUCCCACAGCCUAGGGUCUCACUUUCCAGGAGUUUUAUCUCAUGUUCUUGAUAUUUAUUGCUUAUUUAUUAUUUCUUUUGUAUUUGCAGUUUGAUAUCUUUUGCACAUUGGUUGUUUGCCCAUCCUGUUAACUGGUCUUUCAUCGAUUCUAUAAUGGUUCUUGAAUUUACUGAGCAUACCCAAAAGAAAAUAAAUCUCAGAGUUGUAUAUGG